CACGUGGGGACCAAGGGCAAGAUGGUGGGAUGACUGCUUGCCAACUGUACAGGCUGUUUGAGGAUAGCACAAAGAAGAUUCUCGUAAUUGAUGUAAGAUCAAGUGAGCAAUACAAGUUUUCACGUAUACAGAAUGCACAGGUCAUCAACGUUCCUGAAGAAGUUAUCAAGCCUGGAACCACCGUAACUGUGAUUGCUAAAGGCCUGUCAUCUGAUGUCAAGGAGACCUGGAACAUGCGAGGUAGCGUUGACUGUAUUGUGAUUCUUGAUUGGAACAGUACAGCCAGAGACCUGACGAAGGGUUCAACUUUGGCAAGCUUAAAAGACGCUCUUACCAAGUGGGACUCAACAGUGACCUUGAAACUGGAGCCUCUCGUGUUGGAUGGAGGAUAUGAAGCUUGGUUGUUACGAUAUCCAAUGUUAACAACAAAUCCUCAUGUGACCAGACCACCUGUUGACAGUUCUUCAUCAGCAAGUUUGAGCUUGUUGGAUUUUGACUACCCAUCACUGGAAGAUGAUCAGCCUAAUCACAGUGUUAAACCAAAGGGACCAGUAGUGAAGCCAUCCAUUUCUAGUGGCAGUAACGAGCAGACAACACUGCCCAGCAAUGCUAUGAACUCUGAAACCAUUUCUGUAAUAACCCCUACUACUGUCCAUUCUCCCAAAAGUAUCCCUACUGUCAACAGAUCCGUCAAGCCCAAACAACUUCAGGAAAACUUAUCUUCUCCAAAUAAAUCUCCCAGUUCGGUGGCCAGAACACAUGGUCCUUCGGCAAGUUCAUUGGCUGGGGGUAACACCAAGGGUGCAACAGCUCAAGUUUCCUCUAGUUCACUUAGUGUGUCAGAUAAAAAUAAAGAAUCCUCCAGUUCAAAUAAUGUUCUGUCUGUAGUCCCAAGUACUGAAUCUUCUCAGGUGACAAUCACAAAACCUAUGAUCCCUAAUCGAUCACUGAAGCCAUUAGUACAAGACAGUAACUCAGUUACAGCUAAAGAAAAUGGAAAAACAAAGGCAGCAGUUUGUGACAGUCUUAAGGAUGAUGAUGAGGAAGAAAUCCAAAAUCAGAUGAAAGGAGUUGGACGGGUAAACAAAGCAAAGAAAGAGGAUACACAGACAUAUGCAAAAGAAGGGAAGGGAGCAGAAGGUGUAAGAGAGUUAACAAGAAUGCAAAAGGAACAUCAAAUCCAAGAGCAACAGGCUUUGUUGGAGCUUGAGAAAAUGAGACAGGAAAAGAUGAAAAUGGAAAACAACCAACUUCGCCUUGAAAAAGCUCAGAUGGAAAAGCAGCUGGAAGAAAAGGUAUCAGCGCUAAAACGCAUGCAGGAGCAGCUGGAAGAACAAGACAAAGCAACUCAAGCUGAAGAUGAACAGCAACAGUUGACAACAGAAGGAAAAAAGACUGAAAGUGAUAAAGAGUUAAAUUCACAAACCCAUCUCAUUGGUGCAAGCAUACACCGAGAUGUCAAAAUUCAGGAUGAAGGUGUAGCUAAACUAGUAAAAGAAACUUCAAGUUCUCCAGCUAAAGGAGGUUCAAAGCCACAAUUACAAGGGGAGGUGGGCACCUCCAAAAUACCACAAGCAGAUGCCGGAAAGCCAGCUCAACCAACUGACCAGAGAUCCAUCCCGUCUAUGUCAAUCACUUCUGUAACACCAGCCCCAACCGUUUCCAGCUCCAUGCAGAAUGCUAAGCUGGCAUCAGGUACUGCUUUAACAUUACCUGUUGGCUGGGAGAAGAAGCUUCACCCUGCCAGCAACAAAUAUUACUACAUUGAUCACAACACAGAGACUACUCACUGGAGUCCUCCUGCUAUGGGAUCAGGGGGAGCAGCAUCUACAACCACAGCUGCUGUAUCAUCAACACGGCCUAGUUCAACAGUUUCUUCUGCCAAAAGGCCUGAGACUAAAGAUUCAGGAUCUCCUGCAAAACAGACAACUUUAUCUUCCACCACCAAGACUCACUUGAAAUCAGACAACUCAGGAACGCCUCAAUCCAGCUUGAAAAGAUCGUUUUCAUCACCUAACAUUGCACAGAUGGUCAUCAAUGAGGAGAAUGGAAUUCAUAUUCCCACUGUUAAUAGAGCUAACAAGCCAGUACAAAGGAUGCCAUCUUCCUCAGUUGUACAGUCACCACCCCCCCAAAAACCAUUGGCAGUCACUCGAGCCCGCAACCUUAAUCCUGUGUAUGGUAGUCAAGGACGGUCACUUACUGGACUACGUAACCUUGGAAACACAUGCUUCAUGAACUCAGUUGUCCAAUGUUUAAGCAAUUCAACACCACUAACUCAUUACUUCAUCACUGACAAGUAUGUUCCAGACAUCAAUAGGCAAAACCCUCUUGGUCGUGGGGGUAAUGUAGCACAAGAGUUUGCUGUUGUCAUCAAGGCUAUUUGGUCUGGUCAAUACCGCUCCAUCUCACCUUUAGACCUUCGGGACACUGUUACCAAAUAUGUUCCUGAGUUUCGUAAGAACAUUGGUCACCACCAUGACUCACAGGAGUUUCUCUUAUUUCUACUGGAUGGAUUACAUGAAGAUCUCAAUCAGGUUUGGAAGCCUUUCAUACUCAAAGCAUUAUUGUAUGAUCAGAAAUUACAAUGACUCAAAAUUUAAAACCUGCAUUUUCUCCUGAAACCACUCAAAGGUAUCCGCCUGAAUUUCAGGAAAAGUGAAGCUCAACUGAUGCAAGAAGACUGCAUAAAAAGAUGUGUUCUGAGUUGAGGUGUGAAAAAUGAAACAUUUUCCAUGUCUGUGAUAUCAGUUGGCAAACAGUUCUUAAGCUGAGGUACAACAUUUGAAAAGGCUUCUACACUGCUAUAUGAUCUUAACCACUUCCUGCCGGGGACUCC
This is a messenger RNA of Acanthaster planci (crown-of-thorns starfish), 2839 nucleotides long. Its product is annotated as ubiquitin carboxyl-terminal hydrolase 8-like. Lineage: Eukaryota; Metazoa; Echinodermata; Asteroidea; Valvatida; Acanthasteridae. Gene Ontology annotation, biological process: protein deubiquitination. Gene Ontology annotation, molecular function: cysteine-type deubiquitinase activity; protein binding. The record is from RefSeq and is a predicted model, not a curated record.